Molecule: messenger RNA, 387 nt
Organism: Hevea brasiliensis (rubber tree)
Lineage: Eukaryota; Viridiplantae; Streptophyta; Magnoliopsida; Malpighiales; Euphorbiaceae
Exons: 2
Coding region: 1-387 (128 amino acids)
Source: RefSeq, a predicted model, not a curated record
AUGGAAGAUGAAAUCAAUGCCCUCAUGAAAAUGGGCACAUGGGAUUUAGUGCCUCGUGAUGAUGCUCAAAACAUUGUUGGGUGUAAAUGGAUUUUCCGAAUUAAGCAAAAAGCUGAUGGAAAGCAAAAAGCUGAUGGAUCCCUGGAUAAGUACAGAGCUCGUCUUAUUGCUAAACGGCAACAAUCAGAGUUAUUUUAUCCAUUGUUGUUUCGCACUCUUGACGACUCCAUCAAUUGGAUGUAUCCAAUGCAUUUUUGCAUGGAGACUUGGAUACAACAGUUUUUAUGGAACAGCCCCCUGGCUUUAUUGAUCAAGAAAGGCCUGAUUAUGUUUGUAGAUUACAGCGUUAACUAUAUGGCCUGCGACAAGCUCCCCGGCAAUGUAUAA